Messenger RNA from Penicillium cataractarum, 759 nucleotides. RefSeq lists its product as uncharacterized. The transcript has 2 exons. Lineage: Eukaryota; Fungi; Ascomycota; Eurotiomycetes; Eurotiales; Aspergillaceae. Bases 1 to 759 code for a protein of 252 amino acids. The record is from RefSeq and is a predicted model, not a curated record.
AUGACCACCAGAAGCAAGUCUUCUUCGGGGAACCGAGCCGACACUCGUUCUCUGGGUCCGGGAUUUACACUGGCUGCCAGUCUCAACCUUCCACCAUAUAAUCCUUGUGCCUGGUUCCAAAAGGAAGGCCUGACCCCUGCACAAGCAGCCCUCCGCAAAUCCAACGAAGAUCUUGCUCAUUGUCUUGCAAAGCUCAAGGCUAAUGCAACCCGCCUCCAACGUGAGAUCUUCCUCCUCCAACGACACGUCAAAGAAUUCCAACACCCGCUGUUCGAAACCUGGGAGGCGGAUAUAUUGACUCGUCUUAUUGAGGUUGCCCAUGCCCAUCAGCCAAACAAGAUGAAAAAAGGAAUCGCCAUCGGUCUGGGCAGCAGUGCGAACCCUGAGAUGGUCUCACUUGCGUAUAUCAAUGCUGCCAAGCAGGUCCAGGAAGAGACUUUGGACCAGCUUGGUCUCUCGUUCCAGCAUCAUCAGGCGAUCCGUCGGUACGAAGAGGUAAGGAAGUGCCUCUUCAGUUCUCAUGAGCGCUUGCAGGUGCAUGGGAAACCAGAGUAUUCGGACUUCCAUUUUACUGCCCCAUGCUUACACUUAGCACAGAUCGCAGCGUAUCGGAGUCCUAAUCCGUUCAAAACCGAAACACCCUUUGCGAAAUGGCUGGUCGAGGAGAAGAACAACCGACCGGACAAGUAUGCCUUUUGGUCGAAGCUCUACCCAAUCUGCUACGGUCGCUCAGUCGAGCAGAGCUCCGCCAUCUUCUGA